Fulvia fulva is the source of this 1815-nucleotide messenger RNA. RefSeq lists its product as uncharacterized. The record is from RefSeq and is a predicted model, not a curated record. The transcript has 2 exons. Bases 1 to 1815 code for a protein of 604 amino acids. NCBI's taxonomy places the organism in Eukaryota, Fungi, Ascomycota, Dothideomycetes, Mycosphaerellales, Mycosphaerellaceae.
AUGUUGGGCAAACGCAAGCACGCUGCCUCUGCCUCUGCCUCUGCCUCUGCCUCUGGACCAGGCGUCAUGAUGGCCAGCGUCCAGAAACCACUUCCCGCGCCAGACAUGGGACAGGCGCCAUCCAAUGCGUUCACCGCGAAAGGCAUCGAACGCGAGAUCCCACGAUACGUCUCCUACACGAGUCCGGUGUCCAACUUCCCCCCUAGCGACGUUUCGAGGAGCGCGACUCUGCCCUUGAACCUUGUGGCACUCAUCGUCUCCUACCUAGACGACAUUGGCGACAUUGCCCGAGUCACACGAACAUCGCGCCUUCUUUACUACAUGACCCUGCCGCAACUCUACGAGAAGGUCAACCUGCGUUCCUACGCCGACAUUCGAUAUGUCAAUGGCAGGCCGCAGGGAUUUGGCAGUGGCAGUCCAUUCCAGAUGGCGCUGAAUGGUCUUGUGACCAAGCAGCAUGGCGCAUUGGUCAAGGACUUCAGGAUCUGGGGCCAAUGGAAAGAGCUGGGCAUAGAAGACUUUGCCAAGGGACGGGUACCUGACAACUCCAUGAUGCUGACCAUCCUCCUGCGAGCGGCCACGGACAAGAUGACUAGGUUGCAGUCGUUCUGUUGGGAACUGGACUGCAAACCGUUAAAGACAUUCUACCAAGGUCUGGGCAACCACAACACACUGACAAAGUUCGUUUUGAGGUUUCCCUCGACCAGAAUGCCUAGACCGUCUGUGUUGAUACCUCCGAUGACCAACCUCAGGAUGUUUCACGCCAUGGACAUUGACCCAAUGUGCUAUCCCGACGACAUCAGUAUGCUCAUGCUGCACUCGAAGAAGUUGGAAGAUGUGAGGCUACACUUCUCACCCAGAAUGAGAGCAGAGGCUGAGUCGAUCAUGAAUCUCAACAUGUUCUUCGGAAGAUGCCACAAAGCUGGCUACAAGCUCAAGCUGAAGCACUUUGGUAUACAUAACUUUUUCGGGCCCAAUGUGCUUGGUAUGGAGCAAAUCUUCGACCUCAAUGUGAAUUGCAGUGUCACGUUCCUGGACACCUUCGGUGGUAAUGACCCACGUACCAUAUUCGUGGAUGAUACCUGGAAGAAUGUUCCGCUGGACAUGUACACGAAUUUCAAAUGCGUCCGUGCCAAUGAGGUGGCCCCUGAACCUGUUCAGAUCAUGAAAAAUGCAAGAACCAAGAUGGAACGCAUGUACGUGGUGAACGAGCGGAGGAAACCAUCAGGCUUCACUCCAGAGGAUCGUAUUCAAAGUCCGCUAACGCCGAACCUGGACUCUCCAAUUGACCCGCGCAUCCGUGAACUGGGCAAGGAAUACUUGGAGACUCUGAUGCACUAUCACGGCAAUACCUUGACUCACUUGCUGCUGUCAGACCAGUGGGCGCUCUCUGCAGACGACUUGGCAGCCUUGAUCCAACACUGUCCCAACCUGGUGGAGCUCGGCUGCGCCGUGAACACUUCUGACCACACAAUGCUCGAGCUCAUGCUGCCGUUCUUGCCGCAACUUCAAGCGAUACGUAUCUUGACAAACGAGCAUUCCAUAGAGCACCUGAAUUCGUGGAGUCAUGAGGAGAGGAUGUGGAGGAUGGGCUACGAGCUAGGACAAAAGCCUCACAUCAACGUAAAGCUCAUUGGCAUCGGGAACGUUCAAUACAAGGUCGGCAACCUCGUACAGUUGAUGAGAGAAGACGGCACGGUGGAGAUGCGCCGUGAGAUGAGCAUGGCGGAUAAGGAGGAAGCUCUGAAGUGGGAAGUUUGGCGGUUGGACUGCCUGGAUCUGAGCGUUGACCCAGUCGCACCGUUCUCGCCGUGA